Messenger RNA from Emericellopsis atlantica, 2122 nucleotides. RefSeq names its product mitochondrial import protein MMP37. Gene Ontology annotation, cellular component: mitochondrion. Gene Ontology annotation, biological process: cardiolipin biosynthetic process; CDP-diacylglycerol biosynthetic process. The transcript has 2 exons. Bases 302 to 1912 code for a protein of 536 amino acids. Gene Ontology annotation, molecular function: phosphatidate cytidylyltransferase activity. The record is from RefSeq and is a predicted model, not a curated record. NCBI's taxonomy places the organism in Eukaryota, Fungi, Ascomycota, Sordariomycetes, Hypocreales, Bionectriaceae.
UGUCAUUGCCGAGCUUGUCGUCUGGUUCCUGGAUGCCAAUAAAUCCUCACGCGGACCCUGCAGCACCACACUUACGAUUGCCAUCUAACACCCAGCGCACGCAAGCUGAUUGCGUUACCCCCCAAGCUUUUUAGUACCUUUACUCUCGUUUCUUUAUGGACAAACAACACUGGUGAAUCGCUCGAGUACCGAGCUACGCGCACCCUCUUCCGGCUCUUUUCCUUCGAUCUUGGCAACACUUGGUGCCAUUGGGUGACCAAAAGACAUUGAAACAACGCCAAAGUCAACAGUCCCACUCAAUAUGGCGAGCGCGAGGAUAUGGGCGACGCCCAUCAUAAACGCGCGCGGCGUCGCUCCUCGCGCAUUAUCACCACAAGCCUCAUACGUUACCGGUCGACACUAUGCCUACCAACGCCUGCCAGCCUUCACAUACAUGCGAUAUUCCUCUAGCUCCGACUCCAGCGGAAAAAGCGAUGCGAGCUCCACCACCUCCCGUUCCUCGUCGAGCUCUACCACCACCACCACGACGAAGCCCAGCAAGCGCGAAACGGCCAAGGGCAAAUACAACCUAUAUGGAGACAACUGGGAGGACACGGCUGAUUUCGCCAUCAAGUCAUUCAGCGACCUGCCGCACGAGAUGUUUGGGCACAAUCAGCACAUGCUGAUCAACUACGACCUCAAGGAAGCCAUGCGCCUGAUGCUUCGUCAGUUCAACGCCCCUAUUGUCUACUGCUUCGCAUACGGGUCAGGAGUCUUCCCGCAAGAGGAAGCGGGUCGGAGCAUCAGCGAGGCGGAUUUUCGGUCUGUUCACCCCAAGCCACCGAAGGCAUUGAUCGAAUCGCAAAAAGGCGCCCCCAAGAUGAUUGACUUUAUCUUUGGCGUGUCGCACACGCAGCACUGGCAUUCAAUCAAUAUGAAGCAGCAUCGCAAUCACUACUCAGGGGUUGCCUCGCUGGGCUCCGGGCUCGUGUCGCGUGUGCAGGACUGGGGCGCAGGAGUCUACUUCCACCCGUACGUGGAGGUCAACGGCAUGCUCAUCAAGUACGGCGUUACGAGUAUCGAUAACUUGGUCACGGAUCUAUCGACCUGGGAUAGCUUGUAUCUCGCGGGACGGCUGCAGAAGCCAGUCAAGAUCCUGCGUGAUCAUCCUCAGGUCCGUCUCGCCAACCAGCACAACCUCAUCGCGGCAUUGCGGACGGCGCUGCUGCUCCUGCCGCCUGACUUCACAGAGGCGCAGCUGUAUAGCGCUAUCUCCGGUAUCAGCUACUUGGGCGACCCACGGAUGUCUCUGCCGACUGAGAACAGGUCCAAGGUGGACAAUAUUGUGUCCAACAACAUGGUUCAUUUCCGUCGUCUCUACGCGCCAUUGAUCAAGACGCUGCCUAACGUAACGUUCCUUGACAACUGCCGUCUUGACGACGAGAACUGGGUGCUCAACCCCAAGGCGAACAGCAGGCUUCAGCAGGACAUGGACCCCUCGCCACGAGGCAACAUGGUGCGCCGGCUACCCCCCAAAUUCCGCUCCAAGCUCUACUUCCAGUACCAGAAAAAGCUCAGCUUGCCCAAGGAGGAGUUCAACAAGAUGAUGAAGGCUUCGACAGACGACGAAGGCAAGCGGCAAGGCGGGGAGUUUGAGAAGCGCAUCGCCGAAGACGACCCUGCCGCGCUGACCCAGACCGUCAGGCAAGUCAUCAAGCAGACCGUCAACUGGCCGAGCACCGUGCAAAGUCUCAAGGGCCCCGUGAUGAGCGGAUGGAAGAGGACGUUCCGCUAUCUCGGCGAAAAGUACGCAAAGUACAAGAAGGGCUCUGAUGCGGAAGCGGCAGCAAAGAAGACUGCGCAAUCACAGGAAGGGUCUAAAGAGAGCGAGAAAACCAAAACUUCCGAGGCCUCCGAGGAGAAGAAGGAAUGAAAGAGGCUGUUUGUUCAUUGUAUAAAAUUUGCACGUACGGCAUCACCUUGACAGCAUCUUGCCGGAUGGCAAAGGGGGCGGGAGGCAACAGCGGUGUUUUGAUUCAGCGGACACGAGGUGUUAUGGACAAGGGAUAGAUUUGUAGCUCGCCCUCUGGGGCUCUGUCAAAACUCACCAUCUUGACAGACAACACGUAAAAUAUGUCCAAAC